AUGACAACCUCAGACGCUAACAUCAUUAUACUACCAGAUGUAAUCAGCAGCUGUUCUCUCGAGCUUGAAUGUAAUCCAUACUAUGAAGUUAUAUCAAAGGAAACUGAUGCUUGGCCUUCUUCGCAUGGUAUUUCUCGCGAUGAGUCGGAGACCAAGUUCAACUUCCUUGAGGCACUCGUCUAUCCAUAUGCUUGUCGAAGUCGACUACGCGAUUUAUGCGAUCUCUGCACAACAGCAUUUAUAUAUGGUUAUAUACUUGAUUCAUCUUCCAAAGACGACAUCAGUGAGCAAGCCAAACAACAAAUGUUCUAUAAUAUAUGGGAUUCUUUUCAACAAGGUGGCUCAUUCAAACCAUUGAUAACAUUUGCUUCAGUUAUUCAUGGUUGGUGGCAGCGAAUACUCGUCAAUGCUAGACCCACAUUUCAACAACGUUUCAAAACUACUUUUCGAGAUGCAAUUGAAGCUUCUUUACGUCAAGAAACUUAUAAGAAUGAUCAUCAGAUAAUACCUGAUCUAAAAACUUACAAUGAACUUCGGGAUGAUUCAAUGUACGAACUCAUAGGAUGUACACUCAUUCAAUAUUCUCUCGGUUUUGACCUACCAGAUGAAUGUUUGGCUAAUGAAACAUUGAAAUGUAUUAUGGAAUGUAUGAUGGAUUCUGGUAGCUGGGCAAAUACUAUUAAAAUCAAAGAUAUUUAUUCAUUCAAUAAUGAAUCAUCUAAGGAUCAAUAUAACUUAAUCUCGGUGCUUAUGAAUGCCAAUCCAUCACCGAGCAUUCAACAAGCAAUGGAUCAAGCCGGUCAAAUGGUUAUUGAUGUUUAUGCUCACUUUGAACGUCUUCGAAGCCAAUUACUUUCAUGGGGAGCAGACAUUGAUGCUCAAAUAGAAAAAAUUUGUGGAUGGCAUGGGCAAAUUAUUACGAGGAAAUCUUCGAUGGAGUUUCGAAACACCAAGAUAUUUUGGAUCUGA
Molecule: messenger RNA, 969 nt
Organism: Adineta steineri
Lineage: Eukaryota; Metazoa; Rotifera; Eurotatoria; Adinetida; Adinetidae
Source: the annotation of a GenBank genome assembly